AUGAAUCGACCGCUGACCAAUUCGCAACGUGUGGUCAAACUAGGGGUGAAGAGAAGACGUCCCCCAUUGGCCUGUAUUCAGUGCUACCAACGAAAGCUCAAGUGCGGAAGAGAGUUUCCAGCUUGCAGUCGCUGCUCAAAGGCCGGAAUUGCCGAUGAUUGUACUUACCGUGGAAACAAAGGACGGGAGACGUCGGUCGAUGGCUUAUUCGGCGAUUGCCCUCCAGGAGGGGCUAACGUGGUUUCGGCAUCUACCCGCAUAGAGGGUUCGUCAACAGAGACCCUCGAUAGUUACGCGACCUCUGCCACCAAGGAAGUCGACAUGACACACCUGGAAGGGCAGGGCAACUUUACCAAAUUCUACGGGUGUAGCUAUCCCCUGAACCUUUACCAGCAGUUCACCGAUCUUCGGCCAUACAUCGUUAAAAUCAAGACCCAUUAUCCCUCCAUCAACACCCUUCGCGAUGAGAUUUAUGCACCAUUGAACGACAAACAACAGCGUCGCCAGGCUUUACAGGACGAUGCGCUGGCAAGUACUUUGAGACAGCUGAUACCCGCAAAGCCAAUCAUGGAUGUCAUGGUUCAGACUUAUAUGGACCGAUAUGAGAUAACGCAUCGGAUCUUACACAUACCGACAUUCAUCACCAAGUAUAAUGAUUACUGGGCUGAUCAAUCUAGUACCCCGGUCUGCUUUCUUGUACAGCUGCUUUUAGUCGCUGCUACUGCUGCAAGCUGUCAUCCUGAAGUAUGUAUCGACCUGUUCAGCCACAACACAACUCAUGAUCACGUUAUCAAAUGGGUUGAGGCUGCAGAAGCAUGGGUCAGUUCUCACUCCAGCCAACCUCCUCGCUCCUGGGACAGCCUCGUGACCCAUUGUCUUCUGCUUAUUGCAAAGCAUGCAAACUUUAUCCUGGAGGGUUCCUUCUGGACGUCUACCGGGACCUUAGUCCGAUGGGCCAUGGCAGCGGGUUACCACCGUGAAGUCAUCCUCGCAACGAAAAUAUCGCCAUUUAGUAGAGAAAUUCGUCGAAGAUUGUGGGCGACAAUUGUCGAACUUGAUCUCCAGGCAUCGAUUGAACGUGGAAUGCCUCCGAAUGUCCGAAUAGGAGAUUUCAACAUCAAAUCACCACUGAACGUCGACGAUGAAAUGCUCGAGGAGUCUAUGCAAGACUCUUUAGCCGGUAUGCCAGUUGCUACACUGACAAACACUUCUUUCCAAGCGCUUCUCUAUGGCUCGUUGCCUGUGAGGCUAAAAAUAUGCGCCUUCAUAAAUGGAUGUUGCGAAGAGGUCGAUUUUGACAAGAUCUUAGAACUAGAGGAGGAGCUAAGACAGGCACUCCAAGACAUUCCAGCAUGGGAUAACCCUCAAGCUGAUCCACGACAGCACCGAGCCGCGACAUACAUUAAAAACAUGCUAGGUAUCGUCCUGCACCAGUACAUCCUCUUAUUACACUUUCACUUCCUGGUCCGAACUACCUCCUCCUCUAAAUCCCUGAUUUGUCGACGCGCGAGGUUAGAAGCAUCCACGAAAAUCCUCGACUAUUACCAAAGACUCAUAAAAGAGGAGAUAUUGCCAGAGCAAGCUUGCAGGACGGGUUUAACACUCGCGGCACUGAGCAUCUGCCAUGAUAUCUACCUGAAUCUCGAAUCACGCGCCUGCGAUCAAUCCACCAUAACAAUCUUCCCACAACUUUCGGCGUUUCUCAUUGAACAUGUUGAGAAAGUCUUGGACAUUCUUGAAAAACGAAUCUCACUGACGUUGAACGGCUUAAACGAAUAUUAUAUCCUCAGUAUGACUGUUGGGUUACUCAAAGGCAGGUUAUGGCCAGAGUCGGCUGCAGAAUCGGACAAACAAGCUGGAGAGCGAGUGAUCAAACUGUGCAGACUGAUGCAGACACGAAAGGCGGCUACUCAACAACACCAGCCACUUCUAGAUGUUUGUGAUGAUGAGCUACGUGGGAAUCAGCUAUCAAUUGACGGGAACUAUAUUGGUUCCGAUAUCAUGACCGAUCUCAUUAACUCGAUUCUUCCUCAGGACUUGGAGUUUAUCAACGGGAACCUUGACCUUACCUUCUUUCAUGCAUAG
Molecule: messenger RNA, 2085 nt
Organism: Fusarium tjaetaba
Lineage: Eukaryota; Fungi; Ascomycota; Sordariomycetes; Hypocreales; Nectriaceae
Product: fungal transcriptional regulatory n-terminal
Exons: 5
Coding region: 1-2085 (694 amino acids)
Biological process (GO): DNA-templated transcription; regulation of transcription by RNA polymerase II
Cellular component (GO): nucleus
Molecular function (GO): zinc ion binding; RNA polymerase II cis-regulatory region sequence-specific DNA binding; DNA-binding transcription activator activity, RNA polymerase II-specific
Source: RefSeq, a predicted model, not a curated record